Molecule: messenger RNA, 441 nt
Organism: Quercus lobata
Lineage: Eukaryota; Viridiplantae; Streptophyta; Magnoliopsida; Fagales; Fagaceae
Product: F-box protein CPR1-like
Exons: 1
Coding region: 1-441 (146 amino acids)
Source: RefSeq, a predicted model, not a curated record
AUGUCCUGUGCAUUAGUUUUGUCAUUUGACUUGGGUGAUGAGGUUUUUCGUGUGAUAUCUGUGCCAACUGGUACCAGUACGACUGAUUAUGUUCGUAUCUCAGUAACUGGGGGAUCGCUUUCUCUUUUAUGUCAUGAUCCUCUUGAGAACACCAUGAAGUGCUGUUCCAUUUGGGUGAUGAAAGAGUAUGGUGUUGCUGAUUCUUGGACUAAACAUUUCACUGUUGAUUUCAAUAGAGGACUGUUAUUAGGUCUCCAGAAGAAUGGUAAUAUAUUAGUGGAGACAGAACUAGCAGGACUACUUCUUCAUCAGAUCUCUUCAUAUGAUCCUGAGAGCAGACAAAUUAAGAAUUUGGGAAUUUCUGGGAGGCAAUUCAUGUUUUGUGUUGAAAAUUAUAUGGAGAAUCUAGUCUUACUUGACAAACCAAAUGACAGUUUCUAA